AUGGUGCAGGGAAUGCUAGCAAGGUCAUAUAUGAUCCGUGAGAGCCCAUUUGGCCAGACAAAGGCUUCGGAAGGCCCUUGGCUUGAGAUGGAAGUUUUCCCGCGACGAGAUAUUGGGGUUGGUGGAAUCUUUGCUCUUUGUGCUGAGAUCUACUUUGACCAAAUAUCACUGCAGAGUACAUUGGCCAAACAAGUGCGCAAGACGGUGUCACCCGUUCCAGUCGCGGUGAUGCUCCAGUCCAAAUUCUCCCCAGACUCCUUGCCAGUACUCAAUGGCAAGGUAUUCCUCGUCACAGGAGGAAAUACUGGCAUUGGAUUGUCUACAGUGGCUGGUUUAGCUAGCCGCGGAGCGACGGUGUACAUGGGGGCAAGGGACGAGUCAAAGGCCCGCGCGGCUAUACAAGAAAUUGUGAAAGAGCAUCCCAACGCCAACAUUCACAUCUUCCGGAUGGAUCUGACAAGCUUGGACAAUGUUGUCGAGGCAGCAAGAGAGUUUUUCCGGAGAGAAACUCGCCUCCACGGUCUGGUGAACAAUGCAGGAAUUAUGGGUGUCCCUUUCUCCAUGACCAAUGACGGCUAUGUGAUCCAAUUCCAGACGAACUAUCUUUCGCACUGGCUUCUCACCUACCAUCUGCUUCCGCUGAUGAUCGCUACGGCAUCAUCAGCUGAACCAGGAGCUGUGCGGAUAGUGAACGUGACAUCGGACGGCCAUGCUCUAUUUGUGCCGAGGAAAGGCAUAGACUUUGACGAUAUUAGCCUGGAGUCUAGCUCUUCUAUGACGCGCUACGGCCAGUCGAAACUCGCCAACAUCUUGCACGUCAAAGCACUCCACAAAAAGUAUGGGCCAGAGCGAGAGGACAAAGGAGGUCCUGAAAUCUGGGUCGCGGCAGUCCAUCCUGGACAUAUAUAUACAAAUCUCAGCAAGCAAGCGACCGCGACCGCGCCAGCGACAGUUCUCCACACGGUGGCUCCAAUCAUGCGAUUUGUGGGUGUCCUUCAUGACCGAUCAAAGGGCGCAUUGUCCUCGCUUUUCGCUAUAGCCAGCCCCGACUUCAACCGCAGUGAUUCCGGCGCUUAUGUUGUGCCAUAUGCCAAAAUAGGGAUACCCAGCGAUCUUGCAAGGGACGAUCUGUUGAUUGAGAAACUCUGGUCAUGGUCUUUCGAGGAGCUGAAGAAGAAAGGCAAAUUGGAUAGAUUGGAGCCGCCGAACUCGGUGUCAAUUGAAGGCUGA
Messenger RNA from Cladophialophora bantiana CBS 173.52, 1230 nucleotides. RefSeq lists its product as uncharacterized. Lineage: Eukaryota; Fungi; Ascomycota; Eurotiomycetes; Chaetothyriales; Herpotrichiellaceae. The transcript has 6 exons. Bases 1 to 1230 code for a protein of 409 amino acids. The record is from RefSeq and is a predicted model, not a curated record.